CCAAUAUACGCGUUGUGUUACAAGUGAUACCGCUGGCUAGUAUAGCUCAGACGCCGAAUAGCAGCGACUUCGUAAUACACAGCGCACGGGGCGCAGUCCACGAGUGGAUGAUCGCUGUAUUCGAUCGCGGACAAAAUGUCACGGCACGGAUCGAGAGGCCAUCGACCACGACGACAAUCCGCGUGACUAUCGACCGCCGCAGCGACCGCGAGAAGACGAGAGAGAGAAGAGCGAGCAAGAACAGGAGGAAGAAAAAAGGAAAUGCCACUGCGAUCGCGAAAAACUGGAGCACGCGAGGGUAACGGCGACAAAAGAGUCACGAUCGCUUGCGUAAGGAUGAAGGCGAUAUCGACGAUGAUACGCCAUAACGAGAGGAGAAGAUGAUUGCCAGUCGGAAAAUUGGUCAGCCGCGCGAGCCACGGCUACCGACCGGUCGGAUUUUAUAAACAAUAACACGAUACUGGUAUACGGCGCUCGACGCGCGAUCGUGCAGUCUGCAAAGCGUACCUGUAUAAUAUCAACACGAGAGACAACACACACACUUACUUGCGUACGCGCGCACAGGACGAGACAAAGUGUGGAUACAACGCCGAGGUUAUCGCCGUAUAUAAUCACGCGUACGAUUAAAAGGGUGACAUCGUUACGAUUGCGCGCGUAAACAUAUCAGUUAUAUACACAUCAAAAACAAAUCUCGCUCGAUUGUCCAAGGCGCCAAUAGGUGUAACCCCCAAGGCGGAGAAGAAGACGACGAAGCGGAAGAGAAAAGACUGAGGAAACUCUGACCGAAGAAUCAGAGGAAUGUGCGUUAGAUAGACGUGUCGACUUGUAUUGAUAAACAACAAAAAAAAGAAACAGUAUUACGAGUGUGUGUGUGUGUGUGUGUGUGCGCGCGCGAAUAUUCAUGAAGAAAAAGAGAUAUACAAAAAUCACGAAUCGGACAUAUCACUGGCCCGCGCACCGAUGAAUCUAUAACCGAGCUGUAGAUUGAUAAACUCGAGGUGCGCGACGAUACUUUUGGGGGGGAUUUUUUUUCUUACUUCAAAAAAAGUCUGCUUUAGUGUGAUUCGAAGAAAAAAAAAUAAUCGACAAUAAUAACGAUCAGUGCGUGAGUGUGAAAAAAAUUAAUUAAAUCAAAUAACUGCGAGUAUAAUAAUAAAGUGUGUAAGUGUGUUUGUGUGUGUAUACGUGUUUUGCCUAUGAACAGGUGUGCGUCUGUGUGCGUGCGCGAGUUGAUACGACUUAAUUAAGUUCGCCGCGCGCGUCUCGUCUGUCUCGCGCGCGAAUCGCGAAUACACAUUUGACCGUAUAUCAUAUCCGAAAUAUGGGUUGCGGACAGAGCAAGAUCAGCAGCGACGGUUCGAAGAAAGACAAGAAAAGCAAGAGCGGCUCGAAACGCAAUGGAUUCUCGUCGUCACGUUCGGCCUCGUUGACGCAGAAGGAGAACGGCAGAAACAGACGGCCCGACAGCGGCGGCAGCGAGGUCAAUCGCAACGACGCCAAUGACGACAAGACGAGGAGGCCCGUACCGCCGGGUGGCCCUCUCGUUCAGCAAACCGAGGUGUCGACCAGCCAGAUAGACUUCUUUCGCAUGCUGGACGAAAAAAUUGAAAAUGGUCCCGACUUCGACGAGACCGACGACAGCUACAGUAUUCUGCAUCACUUGAAGUCGCCGCGUGCGAAAAGCCUGGCCUUGUCGAUGCUUGCGUCGUUGCCGCAACCAGAGGCAGCCACCACCACCAUCACCACCAGCAGCACCACCAGCAGUAGCAACACAAGCGUUGCUGGAAGCGGCGGUGCCAAACGGCGACCCAGCAGCACUCCGAUCACCAUCAAGCGCAGCAGCCACGAGGCCGACAAGAUCGACGGCAUCAGCAGCGAUCAGCGACACCAUCAUCAUAAUCAGGCCGGUGGCAACGGCGCCGCCAAGAUACAGACGGCCAAUCUGCCCAAGCACCUGCUCGAGCCGAUCGCCCAGAGCCCCAAGUCCUACACGUCGACCAGGACCAGUCCGCCCGACCAGGACGAGGGACAAAGCAGCGGUGGCAACAGCAGCAGCAGCAGCAGCAAGCGCUCGUCCACCACCGUCACGAGGACGUCGCCGCAACAGCAACAGCAACAACAACAACAGUCGUCGCAAUCCGGAGGCGGCUGCGACUUUGGCGUUAAGAUCAGGGGCCGGCUGAAGGGCGCCGAGCUGCUCGAGCAGUGCGCCAAGGAGAGCCGCCUGGUCCCCGAGUGCGACAGGCCCGUACCCAUGGUCUAUCCGUAUCGGCCGGACCACGACUCGAGGACGUACGAGCGGAUCCACGGCACCAGCAACUCCUGCGACUUCGCGGUGCGCAUAAGGGGCCGCGCCACCGGCGCCGAGGCGCUCGAGCAGGCCAUCGAGCAUCAGCAGCAGCGCAACAGGAACUCGAGCGCCUCGUCGUCGUCUUCGUCGUCCUCGUCGUCGACGUCGACGUCGUCGUCGAGGUCGUCCGCGGUGUCUUAUCGACGCGAGCCGCCGGAGAAUCCGCUGGUGGCCGCCUUCGACGAGAACACCCUGGCGUUGCAGAGGGACGCCGAGAGGAGGAGGCAGCGCCAUCGCAAUCACAAGUUGUGAUCGCUUCUCGUUCGUCGUAGUAGUAGUAACAGCAGCAGUAGUAGUUGUAGUAGUAGUGACCACCAGACUCUUGGAUUGUGAACGCGAACAUUCAAAGCGACCGUAGUAUACCCUUGUUUAUAAUAAUAAUAAUAAAAAUAUAUAUGUACGUAUGAUAUAUAUAUAUAUCUAAUUACCGAAGACUGAUGUG
Molecule: messenger RNA, 2792 nt
Organism: Trichogramma pretiosum
Lineage: Eukaryota; Metazoa; Arthropoda; Insecta; Hymenoptera; Trichogrammatidae
Gene: tow
Exons: 5
Coding region: 1322-2602 (426 amino acids)
Source: RefSeq, a predicted model, not a curated record